Messenger RNA from Andrographis paniculata, 2309 nucleotides. RefSeq lists its product as uncharacterized. Gene Ontology annotation, biological process: rRNA methylation. The record is from RefSeq and is a predicted model, not a curated record. The transcript is spliced from 2 exons. Lineage: Eukaryota; Viridiplantae; Streptophyta; Magnoliopsida; Lamiales; Acanthaceae. Gene Ontology annotation, molecular function: RNA binding; RNA methyltransferase activity. Bases 221 to 1708 code for a protein of 495 amino acids. Gene Ontology annotation, cellular component: chloroplast.
CUUUUGAAAAAUGCUGAAGAUAAACCUCUCCAAAAUCCCAAAUGACGAAACCCUAAUCCGAUCUCGCCAUGGCCGCGGAGGUAGACCACUCGGUUGUUCUUCCUCUUCAUUAAUCGAUACCUGGUGCAAUCAUCGGUAAGUUUCCUCGUCUUUGUAUUUCCCAGAUUUUGAAUCCGUCUGCUUCGAAAUUCCGCCGCUGAAAUCGGUCGAGCUCGGCGAUAUGGCAAGGCCGGUAGCAUUUCCUUUAGGUUUUCGAAUUUCUUCGCGGCCCAUAAAAAUGGCGAGGCAAUUUCAUCAUGCUUCAAAGCCGCUGGAUACGACUGUUGUUGGCCGCCAUUUGAUUUUCGGAUCCUGGAGAAGAAUUAGCGAGCAAUUUCAAAAUUCAAUUGGUGCGAGAAGUUGCUUCACGAACUGUUCGUUGAUUACUGCAAGGAGCUUCAGCUCUUCGAAUUCAGAUAGAGCAGAUGGUAAAAGCGGGAAGAAAAUCCUUCCAUGGCUGAAAAAUUCUGCAGAAAGGGGAAGAAAAAGAUUAGGAAGGAACGAGACAACCAAAACCACCGGAAAAUCUUCAUGGGAAGAAUCCGCCGAGAAAUUCCUCAACGGCGGCCGGAGAUACGAAAGCAGGGGAAAUGAGCUAACCAAAAACGAUAACCAUGGCGUCGAAAACGACGACGACGGGGAUACCGAAAUCGUCGAUGAUCCAAGAUGGCAUUCGAUCCGUAAUCGAAUCAACAGCUUUGCCGAGACAAAAUCCGGCGGAUACGAGAGGCCGGAGGUGCGGCAAUGGAAUAACCACGAGAAUUGGGGUCGAAAGACGUGGAAAGAAGCUAAAGAAUCGACAAUGCCGAAAAUGGUGGGAGAAGGAGUUUACGGCGUCGGGCCUGUCUUGGCGGCGCUCACGGCUGGCCGGAGAGAAUUCUACGCAAUGUACGUCCAAGAAGGGUUAGAUCUAAGCGCGAACAAUCGGAAAAAAAAGGAUAAAAAAGGUUUCGAUCGAAUCUUGAAAAUGGCGGAAAGGCUCGAAGUGAACGUAAAGGAAAUAUCGAAGCACGAUCUAAACAUGGUCGUCGAUAACCGGCCGCACCAAGGCGUAGUUCUCGAUGCGUCGCCGUUGGAAAUGGUCGGGAUAAAGGAGUUGGAGCCGGCUGGGGAAUUUGAGUCGGGAUCGGUAUGGUUGGCGCUUGACGAGGUUACCGAUCCGCAAAACUUGGGGGCGAUUAUCCGAUCGGCCUACUUUUUCGGGGCGUCGGGAGUGGUGUUGUGCGCGAAGAAUUCCGCGCCGUUGAGUGGCGUCGUUAGCAAGGCGAGCGCGGGAUCGCUCGAGGUGACGGAGGUUCGAUCGUGCCGGAAUAUGAUGCAAUUUUUGACGGCGUCAGCGGGGAACGGGUGGCGGGUUCUCGGCGGGUCGGUGUCGUCGAGAGCCGUGGCGGUGAAUGAGGUUGUCGCCGGUGGUGCUCCGACGAUUCUCGUACUGGGCAGCGAGGGUACGGGGCUGAGGCCGUUGGUCGAGAGGGCUUGCACGCAGCUCGUUAGGAUUCCGGGGAAUAUUCCAGCAGAUGCCGUCGAUGACGGCGGCGGCGGGGAGGUGGCGGGGCAAGAGUUCCGGUCGUUUCUUGCGGUGGAGAGCUUGAAUGUGAGCGUGGCGGCUGGUGUUUUGCUUAGUCAUUUGGUUUGGACGAAACUUGGGAUUGAAGAGGUUGAGAAUUGAACUACUCAGAUUUUGUAGGUCAGCCUCCAUUAUAAAAGAGGAGACCGAAAUAACAACCAAAAACUCCGGUGCCGUUCAACAGCACCUCGGCAACACCUUUUUUCUACCCAAAGAAGAAAACGGAAUGAAACAAAACAAUUGAACCGUAGAAAUCCUCACACACACUCCCCAGAGCACACUGCAGGAAGAACUUCUCAAUUUCACGGUGAAAUAUUACCGAAACCAUAGGAGAAGAACAGAUCAAAGAUAUUGCAAGUAAGACGGAGCGAAAGGAAAGAACGAAGAACAUAGUAUUGUGGCGAAGAACAUCAAUAUAUAUUAACCAAUUAAUGGUCCAUAUCGAAGCCCUAGAAUGGAUGACUGAGAUUUGAUUUUGGAAGACCAGACCACGGGUCGGGUCAACGCCAUGUUUGGGUCGGAUCGCUACUCACAGAAACAACAGUAAUAUGGACAGGUCAAACGGUCGGAUCUAGGUUAAAUUCAACAAAAUCUUAAUCAAAUAUUUAAAUAAUAUCAUAAAAAUUAUAUUUUUAAAAAAUCAAAUCUAAUCGAAUAUUUUGAAUUUUGAAUCGAACACAAAUAUUAUUUUAAAAUUUGAAAU